AUGGCCUGUGUAGGAUCAGAUAAAGCUUGGGUUAGUGGUAGAGACAAAAUGAUAACAUGUGUGGACAUACAUGGAGCUGUACAAGACAUUGUCACCAGUACAUGUAAGAAAUUCCCUGCUGAUAUUAAAGUGACCAAACAGGGGGAACUGAUAUACAGUGAUUAUAUCAAUAGGACUGUGAACAUUGUCAGAAGUGGGAAGACAAAGAAACUUGUCACCACACCAAGGGGCUGGUAUCCAUCAGGACUAUGUUGUACCAGGUCAGGGGACAUCGUAGUUGGUAUGGUUAAUACUGAUUUUGGUCAUAAUAAAUUAGUCCGUUAUCAGGGACAGAGAGUGGCACAAGAAAUAGAAAAAGAUGAACAUGGUAAUCCAAUCUAUCAAGGAGGUAAAUAUCCAAUGUAUGUGGUGGAGAACAACAAUGGAGACAUAGUGGCCUCUGAUAUCAAUGCUACAGCAGUGGUAGUGGUGGACAGGACAGGAAAAGUCAGAUUCCGAUACAAAAACAAACCUCCAGGGGAAAAGCAAUCAUUUGGUUCUGGUCAAAUAGUGACAGAUUCCUUGGGACACAUCAUUGUGACUGAUGAAUUCAAUGACUGUUUACACAUCCUUGAUCAGAAUGGACAGUUCCUGAGGUGUGUGGAUAAUUGUGGACUAGAGGAUCCUACUGGACUGAGUGUAGACAGUGAGGGGAGGUUGUGGGUAGGGUUGUAUGAUUCAAGGGAAGUAAAAGUUAUCCAUUACAUGAAAUAA
Messenger RNA from Saccostrea cuccullata (small rock oyster), 753 nucleotides. RefSeq lists its product as uncharacterized. NCBI's taxonomy places the organism in Eukaryota, Metazoa, Mollusca, Bivalvia, Ostreida, Ostreidae. Gene Ontology annotation, cellular component: extracellular region. The transcript has a single exon. The coding region runs from base 1 to 753 and encodes 250 amino acids. The record is from RefSeq and is a predicted model, not a curated record.